AAAGAGCUAAAGAAAAUACCGAAAAAACACAAGAACGGAGAAGGCAACAACUGAUCCAGAGACAAAAAGAACUGGAAAGUUAUACCGAGCCGGAAUGGUCAAAGUUUUCUAAUAUCGAACAAGAUUUAAAGGUUAUUGAAGCAAAUCUUGCUGCUGAGUUUGGAGAGGAAUUAACUUCAAAUAUAGAUUCUAAAGAUGCCGAUGAUACGGAUAGUAACACCCUGUAUUGCGUUGCUUGCAGCAAAAUAUACAAGACACAGAAAGCAUUUACGAAUCACGAAAAUUCCAAGAAACACGACGAUAAUGUUUCAACCAUGAUAGCCUCCUUCAUGGCUGAUGAAAAUAUGGAAUUUGAAUGCAGUAUUCGAAAGUACAAUUCGGACUUUGAAUUGAAUUUUAAAUGCGGUAGCAAAAGAAAUAUUUGUUUGAUAAGUCGAAACCGGAAAAGUGUGAUAUUGGCAAUAAGCCGAGAAAUACGAGAUCUCUUGAUGAACCGCAGUGAGAAUAUCGAUGUGAAUGCGAAAGGCAACCAGCGAAGUACAUCAAAUGAAGAAAUGAUUUCGGAUAGUGAAUCAAGUUCUACAAGUGAAAAAAAUACAAAUAAGCUUGUGAAAAAACAAGGUGUUGAACUAGCCACAGGCCCAGAACCGGAAGACUUUCUUAUAGUAAUUAAAAUACACGAUAACAUGAAUAUAGUGAUUCCUGAAUGUAAAUUGAUAUCAGACCAAGAGAACGAACUUGACAACCCAGUGUUACAUAUGACAGAAAAAUCUCGCAAAAGUAAGAACAAAAAGCGUAAAAAUGUUCAAAAAGUCAUUCUUGAACAAACAACCGACGAUGAGCAAGAACUAGAUGCUCAUUUUGGGUGGUCCAAGAAACAGCGAAGGAAACAAAAACAAAAGGAAGCAACUCUUGACAACAAAUAUCACACUGUCCCAGAAACGAUUGACAAUUUUACUAAAGGCAACAAAGUAAAUUUUGACGAUACUGACUUGAGCUUUGAAGUAGAUGCCAGAUUAUUAACUCAAAGUACAAAAAAAUCUAAAGCCCGAAUUCCGCUCUACAAGGUUGAGUUACGGUAA
Messenger RNA from Neodiprion fabricii, 1082 nucleotides. Its product is annotated as dnaJ homolog subfamily C member 21-like. The transcript is spliced from 2 exons. The record is from RefSeq and is a predicted model, not a curated record. Gene Ontology annotation, molecular function: zinc ion binding; nucleic acid binding. Lineage: Eukaryota; Metazoa; Arthropoda; Insecta; Hymenoptera; Diprionidae. The annotation marks the transcript as partial. Gene Ontology annotation, cellular component: cytoplasm.